CACCCUACUUACAAUAUAUAGUUCGGACCUGGGACGAAAGAGAAAUCUGAGAUCUCCCACUCCUCUGCAGCAAUGGCGGGGUGGAUCUCCUCCAAGCUUAAAGUCGCGGAGAACCUGCUUCAGCAAAUCGAUCAGCAGGCCGCUGAUUCCCUCGGCAAGGCCGACAAGCCCCAGCGAUCUCCUUCAGCCGCUGAUCUCUCCCCCGUCACUGCCAAGCUCAACCAGCCACCACGGACCGGAGAAUAUUCUACAUCUGCCACGAAAUUUCCCCUCGUCAAGAAAUCGACGGCGGAUAUCACAAAGGUAUCAGCUCCACAGUCCCCUUCUUCCUCCUCCGCCUCCCCAAACCCUACCCCAGAUCCAACUGUCAUCGAUUGGACGGAGCUGCUCAGCUCACCCAGUCCGAUCUUUCCGGAUCCAGCUACUCGGGCCGCAGAUGGAAAUGCCAUGCAACGCCCAUCGAUGUUGAGGGUCGUUAAGAAACCAGCAAUAUCGAAGAACGGAAAGGGUUUUAUUAACCAGAAAGCAGCAGUCCCUUCCUCUCCUUCUUCCUCUUCUUCCGUUAUUUCUUCUUCUAAAGAGGAUGGAGAUGGCGGAACCGAACCCCGUCAAGAAAAAUUGCACAAAUCGCUUUUGCUAAGUCGCGAAGCCUCGCUGAUUAGUGAGGCUGGGAGGCUAGACACAGUCAAGGAUUUGAAACAGAUUAAAGAAGAGGGUACAAAGGAGAAGGCUGAUUUCCAGUUUAUUAAUGUCCCCGCAAAACAUUCAUCAGGGAGCGAUAGGGAUUCGGCUUCGGAUUUAGAAACGUCUUCCGAAUCUGAUUCCGAGGAAGAGACCCGGAGGGCGGAAGAGAGGAAGAGGCGGAGGGAGAAAAUCCUUGCCGAGCAAGCGGCCAGAGCAGCGGCCGAGGCUAUUAAGGAGAAGGAGGAUAUUGUUGCGAAAUUGGAGGGAGAGAAACAAAGUCUGGAGAAGGUUCUUGAAGAAAGGGAGAGGCAGCAGGCGAAGGAGGCUUCAGAUUUGCAGAUGAGUAUGAUUGAGACCAUGGAGGCUGUGGAACUGGAGAAGCAGAAGCACAAUAGUACCAGAAUGGAAGCCCUGGCUCGGUUGGCUGAGCUUGAGACACAAAAUACGGUGCUUGCAAAGUCACUUGCGACAGAGCAAUGGAAUCUCGAAUUAACUAUGAGUCGUGUAGCAGAACUUAAACAGCAGGUUGGAUUGAAGGAACUAGCCCGAGAAGAACUUAAAAGGAGAAUGUCAGCCAUCAAGAAACGAACAUCUUCUCCGGGUAUAGUGGAAUCUUUGAGAAAGGAUAGGGUUGAGAGAGAAAUUCUGGAUCCCGAGUAUUCUUUUACUUGUGAUAAGAUUGCAAGAUUGAAGGACAAGUCAAGGUGGCUCGAAGAGAGCAUUGGGAAAACAAAAAGGGAGAUUUUGCAACCAACUGAAGUGGAACUUGAACUGAAGAAAAGACUAGGUCAAUUAACUGAUCACUUGAUUCAGAAACAGACACAAGUUGAAUCACUUUCUUCUGAGAAAUCAGCACUACUUUUUAGAAUGGAAAAGUUAUCUAGGAUGCUUAAUGAGAAUGGGUUGUCAAUGGAGGAUAGUGAAUUUGAAAGCCUGGAUAUUGAAGCUGGGAGAUGGCAACGUUCUGAUCAUGCUACAAAAGCAGCUCUUCGCGAGAGAAUUAGAUCUGGGCGACAACAACUUGGAUUGGUUAUUCGCCAGUUGGAUGCUAUUUUCUCUGCAGGUGCAAUAUUUGUAAGGAGGAACACAAUGGCCCAAUUUUUUUCCUUUUUCUACCUUAUAUGCUUACACCUGUGGGUUUUGUAUAUACUAAUGUCACAUUCAGAAGUUUCUGAUGGAGCAAACCAAGGUACUUCUUUCUUGGAGACCACCAGAAAUAGCUCAGGUCACUAAUUUUUUCCUCCAAUUUUU
Messenger RNA from Phalaenopsis equestris, 1935 nucleotides. RefSeq names its product golgin candidate 2. Gene Ontology annotation, cellular component: Golgi membrane; Golgi cisterna. The coding region runs from base 73 to 1917 and encodes 614 amino acids. The record is from RefSeq and is a predicted model, not a curated record. Gene Ontology annotation, biological process: retrograde transport, vesicle recycling within Golgi; Golgi organization. The transcript has a single exon. NCBI's taxonomy places the organism in Eukaryota, Viridiplantae, Streptophyta, Magnoliopsida, Asparagales, Orchidaceae.